UAAAAAUUAAAACAAACCACAUUCUCUAUUCUCUCAUCGAAAGACCGCCCUCUCGCUCUCGCUCUCCACCGCCGCUAGGGUUUCCACCGCCCCCGGCGAUGGGCGCCCUCACUGACAGCCGGAAGCGUCUCUCGGCGGACCGCUGCCUCUCGGCCGACCAUCGCCUCCCCUAUCCCUCGUUCCCCCCACCGCCCCUUACCCCUCCCUCCAAGCGGACCAAGCUCGCCACAUUCCCUGAACUCGAUCCCUCCACCUCCGCCGUCCCGCCUAUCCGUCCUUCUCCCCAAAUCAUCCACUCCGCCGCCGCGGCAUCCGCCUCCUUCACGCCGGGCCCUUCCUCCUCUUCCACCAUCGCUUCCACCCCGCUUCCGCACAGGCGCCGACUCCCGCCGCCGCCGCCAUUGCCGCGCCCGAUCCACGGCCCACAGCGGAUCCUCCGCGUCUUCCGGCUUGGUGGGGCUGCACGGACCCACGCUGCCGGCCGCUCGUUGUUCUCCCCGUCAUCACCCCUGCCUUGUUCUCUCGGAUUCCAGCAGUACGUAGAGCUCGUCAACAGCGUCUCCCACCCGGCGCCAUCCACUCCCGCCGCCACAACCGAUGCUACGAGGCAGGCGGUGCCCCUCGAGGUGGUGGCCAUCGAGGAGGAGGAGGAGGGGGAGGAGGAGGAGGAGGACGAGGACGAGAGGAAGCAGCAGGACGAGGAGGAGGUGAGGGGCAGCGUGGUAGUGAGAAGGGUGCCACAGUACAAGGAGCUGUACGAGAAGUCACGGAAGCGGGAUGCCAAGCUCAAGACGCUCGAGUUUGAGGUGCGGCUCGCCCAGGUGGGCCGUCUUAGCCUUGAGCGGCUUGCUGAGGCCCUCCCGCGAAUUACGCCAAAGAAGGAGGAGGUGCCUGAACCUUUUGUUCCUCUUACUGAUGAGGAUGAAGAAAUGGUUCGUCGGGCUCUUCAUGGCAAGAACAGUCGUGAGAGGUUAGCAGUACAUGAACCUUCAAAUAUUGUGAUAACAAGGGAGAUCUUGCAAUGCUUGAAUAACCAGGAAUGGCUAAAUGAUGAGGUUAUCAAUUUGUAUCUUGAUCUGCUUAAAGAGAGGGAACUAAGAGAACCUCGCAAGUUCUUAAAAUGCCAUUUCUUCAACACCUUUUUCUACAAGAAGCUGAUUUCCAGUGGGUAUGAUUAUAAAGCUGUUAGAAGAUGGACAACAAAAAGGAGGUUAGGGUACAGUCUAAUUGACUGUGACAAGAUAUUUGUUCCCAUACACAAGGAAGUCCAUUGGUGUUUAGCAGUCAUCAACAUAAGGGACAAAAAGUUUCAGUAUCUGGAUUCACUUGGUGGCAUGGACACGAGGGUCUUGAGGAUCUUGGCUAAGUAUAUUGUGGAUGAGGUCAAAGACAAAAGUGACCAACAGAUUGAUGCUCUCUCAUGGAAGCAGGAAAGUGUCGAAAAUCUUCCUUUGCAGGAGAAUGGUUUGCCUAAUGUACUGAGUCUGUCACUUAGAUGGGACUGUGGCAUGUUCAUGCUCAAAUACAUUGACUUCUACAGCAGAGAUAUGGACCUCAUUUUUGGACAGAAGCAAAUGCACUACUUCCGCAGGAGGACGGCAAAGGAAAUACUGAGUUUGAGGGCUGAAUAAACCUUGGAGGACAUCAUAGGUCAUUUUGGUUAGGUUCAGAUAUUUGUUGGAAUAUGUACUUAACAAAUGGCUGCAACGGCUUAAAGGUAUAGCAUUGAGUGGAAUGAUUUUGAAAAUGUUCCGGAUGCACAACGGUCAAGCAACAGGUUGAAGGGAAUUUUGCAUGAGCACAGCAGCGCCUAGUUUUGACAGUGAGCCUUUGCAUGGUCAAGCAUUAGAUUGCAAUGAGAUUCAUCAAAGAUAGGGAGGUAUAGAUUAACUUGGAACUAUAUAUAUAUAUACCAGUGUUCUUGAGCAUCCUGUGAGCUGUGACCAAGUGAGCAAUCACUGGGUUAAGCUGUAUGACCGGCUUCGGUGCAUAGUUGUGUGAAAUGCUCAAAUCCCUUUUGUUUUUAUCAUGUUUUAUUUUUUUAAUCGUUCUACUUUCCUGAGCCUGUUAUGUAUA
Messenger RNA from Zea mays, 2076 nucleotides. The record is from RefSeq and is a predicted model, not a curated record. Lineage: Eukaryota; Viridiplantae; Streptophyta; Magnoliopsida; Poales; Poaceae.